AUGUCGUCCUCUCAGCCCUUCCAACCGUCCUCUCCAUUAGCAAGCGGCAAGAGAAGGAAGUCUCGCUUUACAUACAAGCAACUUCACUUGCUCAGCCAGUCUUCAACUAGCUGCCCAUUGAGGGUCAUCGCUUUAAUCGACUAUGACGCCUUUUACGCUCAGUGUGAAAUGGUACGGUUAGGUGUCGCUGAGUCUCAACCUCUAGCUGUUCAACAAUGGCAGGGUCUGAUUGCCAUAAACUAUCCAGCGCGCGACUAUGGGCUGAGCCGACACGUCACCAUCACUGAGGCGAAAUCAAAGUGUCCAGAGAUUGUAGUCCAGCAUGUUGCUACCUGGAGAGAAGGCGACACCAAGUGGGCUUAUCGAGACGAUGCCGCCAGCCAUAUUCAAACCGACAAGGUAUCUCUGGACCCGUAUCGGCUCGAAUCUAGAAAGUCUCUGGCUCUGGUUAAAGAGAUACUACCGCCACCCCCUGUGCAGAAGGUUGAAAAGGCCAGCAUCGACGAGGUCUUUCUCGACCUGUCUGCGCAGAUCCAUCAGAUACUUCUCGAAAGAUAUCCCGAACUCAAGUAUGCGCCGUACGAUGACCCCACCGAACACCUGCCAUUGCCGCCAUCGACUGCGUUGGACUGGCAAGCCGAUGCUCUUGUAGAUCUCGACUCGGCAGAAACUGAAGAUGACGAUCCAGACUGGGACGAUGUUGCCAUGAAUAUUGGGUCGGAGAUCGUACGUGGUGUGCGUGCCGCCAUCCGCGAGAAGCUCAAAUACACUUGCUCAGCCGGCAUUGCGCGCAACAAGAUGAUGGCGAAACUGGGUGCCGGAUACCGAAAACCUAAUCAGCAGACAAUCGUGCGGAAUCGGGCAGUGCAACAUUUCCUAUCGGGCUUCAAGUUUACCAAGAUUCGUAACUUGGGUGGGAAACUCGGUGAGCAAGUGGUGGACACGUUCAACACCGACGAGGUCACAGAACUUCUCAAGAUCCCCAUUGAACAGCUCAAGUCAAAGCUAGGAGAAGAGACAGGCACGUGGCUCUAUGGGAUCAUUCGGGGCGAAGACCAUAGCGAAGUCAGCUCUAGAACACAAAUCAAGUCGAUGUUGUCAGCAAAAUCCUUCAGGCCGAGCAUCAACACGACGGACCAAGCGAACAAAUGGCUGCGUAUCUUCGCUGCAGACAUAUACUCUCGUCUCGUUGAGGAAGGCGUGCUAGAGAACAAGCGGAGACCGAAGACGAUAACUUUACACCAUCGUCAAGGCGGACAAACGAAAUCCAAGCAAUUGCCCAUUCCCUCGGGCAAGAAGAUCGACGAGACCAUCUUGUUCGAGCUUGCAAAGACACUACUUGGACAAGUCAUCAUGGAAGGUCGGGCAUGGCCUUGCGCCAACCUCUCGCUCAGCGUCGGAGGUUUCGAAGAAGGCGUGGCGGGAAACAAGGGUAUCGACACCUUUCUCCUCAAAGGCGAAGAAGCCAAAGCUGCCAUCGAUACACCGCCUCGGAGUAAUACCACUACACCCAACCUCGAACAUUCUCGGCCACAAAAGCGUCGAAGAGUAAAUGACGGUCCUAACAUUACCCGCUUCUUUGCCAGGGGUGAAAGCACAGAGGAGGCCAACGAAUCCGCCGAGGAAGAUAUGAUAGCGCAGGAGCAUCAGCUUGAAGAAACCGAAGAUAGCAACGAGGUACGGCGCGACGAAGGACCCGAUCGACGCCUCGCACCCGCUAUGCACGAACGGGACAUCGCAACCUACUUCUGUCAACAAUGCCAGAAGCCGAUCAACGAAUCCGACCGUGGCGAGCAUGAAGAUUGGCAUUUUGCUAAACAGCUCCAGGCCCAAGAAGCGCCCAUCGUGUCAGAACCAACGAACAGCCGUCCUCCUGGAUCUGUGCAGACGAGUAGAACGAAACGAGGAGGGACAGGGUCAAGUAGUCGAGGUCGAGGUUCAAAACCACAAAAGGGUCAAAGUAGACUCGCUUUUGGAUAG
Exophiala spinifera is the source of this 1980-nucleotide messenger RNA. RefSeq lists its product as uncharacterized. Gene Ontology annotation, cellular component: site of double-strand break; replication fork; nucleus. Gene Ontology annotation, molecular function: DNA-directed DNA polymerase activity; damaged DNA binding. The record is from RefSeq and is a predicted model, not a curated record. Gene Ontology annotation, biological process: error-prone translesion synthesis; response to radiation. The coding region runs from base 1 to 1980 and encodes 659 amino acids. Lineage: Eukaryota; Fungi; Ascomycota; Eurotiomycetes; Chaetothyriales; Herpotrichiellaceae. The transcript has a single exon.